Messenger RNA from Pungitius pungitius (ninespine stickleback), 2290 nucleotides. It is a transcript of the gene aspn, whose product is annotated as asporin (LRR class 1). NCBI's taxonomy places the organism in Eukaryota, Metazoa, Chordata, Actinopteri, Perciformes, Gasterosteidae. Bases 183 to 1295 code for a protein of 370 amino acids. The transcript is spliced from 8 exons. Gene Ontology annotation, molecular function: protein binding. The record is from RefSeq and is a predicted model, not a curated record.
GGUGAUGCUGUUCUCUGUUCACUGGGAACGUUUUGACUGAAGGAUCCAACUCUCAGCCCUCCAGCUGGACCGUGGUGCUGCUGCGCUCGCUGUGGGGUUUGAACCAGGACACAAACACACCUGAGCUCUCCCUCCCCCCCCGUUCCAUCUGUCUGCUGCUGCUUUCAGAGGAAAGAGAGGACAUGAGGGUCUUCCUCCUGCUUUGCCUGCUGGCGCUCGGCAACGCCAAACCCCACCACUCAAUCAACGCCUUGGACUUUGUGAGAAACUACGACAUCAUGAUGGCGGAUUCGAGCGAUGAGGACGAAGAUGACGACAAUGAUGACGACGACGAUGACAAAAAUGAUGACGACGACGACGGUUAUGAGGACAACUGUCCGGCCGGCUGCCGCUGCUCGCCCCGGGUGGUGCAGUGCUCCGACCAGGGUGAGAUCUCUGUUCCAGGGAAGAUCCCUGAAGACACCGUGAUACUCGACCUCCAAAACAACUACAUCACCGAGAUCAAGGAGAACGACUUCAAAGGCCUCAACAAGCUUUAUGGCCUGUUUCUGAUCAACAACAAGAUCUCCAAGAUCCACCCCAAGGCCUUCAGAGACAUGGCCCACCUCAGACUGCUGUACCUCUCCUACAACCUGCUCACAGAAAUCCCCGCCAACCUGCCUCCCAACGUCAUCGAGCUGCGCUUCCACGAAAACAAGAUCAACCGGAUCCAGAAGGAUGCGUUCAAAGGCCUGAGGAAACUCCACGUGCUGGAGCUGGGAGCCAACCCUCUGGCCAACAGUGGGAUCGAACUGGGAGCUUUCAACGGGGUGUCGUCCCUGUACGUCGGCAUAACCGAGGCCAAACUGACCGCCGUGCCAAAAGACCUCCCGUCCUCCAUCACAGAGCUGAGCCUGGACUACAACAAGAUCGCUAAGGUGGAAAUAGAAGACUUCAUCAGAUACAAAAACCUGCAGAGGGUAGGACUCGGCUUCAACCAGAUCAAGUACGUGGAAAACGGAAGCUUCGCCAGCACGCCGGGCGUCCGUGAGAUCCGCCUGGAGAACAACCGUCUGAAAAGGGUUCCGCCAAACCUCAGCUCCCUGCGCUACCUCCAGGUGAUUUAUCUUCACGGCAACAAAAUCAGCGACGUGGGCAUCAACGACUUCUGUCCCGUGCCGGGCGGCGUGAAGAAGAACCCGUACACGGGCAUCAGCCUGUUCGCCAAUCCCGUCAAGUACUGGGACGUCCAGCCCGCCGCCUUCCGCUGCGUGAGCGGGCGGCGGGGCGUCCAGCUGGGGAACUUCAGGAAGUAGGGAGGGGGAAACGGAGAGCCGCCACCACCUCCUCGAUCCGGUGUAGAGAAAAGAAGUUGAAAAUAAUUCUGAUGGAAACAAGAUGAAACUGGAUUUCUAAAGUGUUCAGAAAACAUUGUAGCGAUGUGCAUUAGAAAGUGUAGCACAUGAUGAAAUAAUCCAAAUAAUUCUCUAGUCUGCAAGUUGGGGGUGAAACAAAUAAUGUAUACGGGGUGGACAUAAUAACAGGAACACCUGGAGACCUUUCCCUGCGGGGCAUUCAGAGAGGUCCCUCUUAGCUUUUGGUGUGUAGACUUUCCAGAAAUAAAGCGCCUCCUUCUGGCCACUUUUUGAUUAAAACUAUAAAAAUGACUUGAUUUGAGUGGAACUACAUGCAGAUGACAGUGUUUUUGUUCAAAACCACAAAAUACUUACUUACCUUUUCCAUUUCCUUUCAUAUAAUAUUAAUGCCAUUUUCCUAAAAGGUGACAUGGUAAUCAUCACAAAAGACUCACUAUAAGGCCAAAAAAAACCCACUUUCUUUGUAAGAUAUUUCCCCUCCAGCAGAAGUCUGUACAGUCAAUAAAUGACAUCAUUCAGAUUGAAGAGUCCAGUCGAAGCCCAACGUCCGUCUUUAUGCUCGUUUUUUUUAAUCAUCUCACUGCAUGUCUGUAUUGUCUUUAUUAAGGAGCCGUAAGCCACACGUCAGGCCGGAUUACACUUUGUCCUUCAUAUAAUCCCAAAACGCGACCUUUGUUUUUCAUAAGCUUUAGCAACCAAGUGAACUGCAGUUAUUAACGAAUUCAUAGGAAGCACGUUCCUGUUCUCCCCCUGCUCAAGUGGUGCUAUAUUUAUUGUCUUUGAAUAAACCUAGAACACCUCUCCAUGUAUGUGGUUAAAAAUGAAACAUUUGAUCUUGUUAUUUGAGCAUUUAUCGUCAUGUUUGUUUCUAUAUAAAUACAUUUGAGUGAACUUGGGUAAAAUAAAGUAUCUUCAAAGAUCAAUAGGCAAUGUUA